GUCCACAUUUUACACCGUACUUUGCCGCUGGACACAGUAUUGGAUUUUGUGCUAAGCUGGCUGUGCGCUCGUGGCUCCUCAGAGACCAACUAAAGGAUAGUCAGUCAGCAGAAGUGUUGGGAAGACGUUUUCUUUUUCGCUUCCAACAUUUUAAUAGUUCAGGGAGAGAAAUAAACCUCGCUGACAGUGAAAUUAGUCUUCUUUUUCCCGCCCUCCCUCUUCGCCUUCCUUUUCUGUUUCCAAAAUUAAAUUAAUAUGCGGGGGUGGAGGAGGCGUCCUGAGGAGGAACUGAUGCCAAUUAUACGAGGCGGUGCAAUCUGCGUCUGAGAGAAGUUUGACUGCGCAUCGUCGUGUGUGGAAUGGGCGAUGGAAUGUGCUACAGCUUUGCAAUGAGACGUCUUUGGUUCUGUGUUCUGCUUUUGAGCAUCACCUGCCGUCUGGGCCUCACCCAGGAUGUAACUGGAACUCCCAAAGAGGCGGAAUUAAAUGACAACAUCACCAUCUUCACUCGCAUCCUGGAUGGACUGCUCGAUGGUUAUGACAACCGACUUCGCCCUGGACUGGGAGAGAAGGUGACGGAGAUCAAAACCAACAUCUUUGUUACGAGCUUUGGUCCAGUCUCAGACACUGAAAUGGAAUACACCAUUGAUGUAUUUUUCCGUCAAAGCUGGAAAGAUGAGAGACUUCGCUUUAAAGGCCCGAUGGAGAUGCUGCCCCUGAAUAACCUCCUAGCCAGCAACAUCUGGACCCCCGACACCUUCUUUCUAAACGGGAAGAAGUCCAUCGCACAUAACAUGACCACACCUAACAAGCUCCUGCGGCUCAAAGAUGACGGGACUCUUCUCUACACCAUGAGGCUCACCAUCUCAGCAGAAUGCCCCAUGCAGCUGGAAGAUUUCCCCAUGGACACCCAUGCUUGUCCCCUUAAAUUUGGAAGCUAUGCAUAUCCUGUCUCAGAGGUGGUCUACACAUGGACUCAGGAUGCAGCCAAGUCAGUGGUGGUGGCAGAGGAAGGCUCCCGGCUCAACCAGUACCAUCUGAUCGGUCAGACGGCCGGGACAGAAAACAUCUUCACCAGCCGAGGUCAAUACACAGUGAUGAUGGCUCACUUUUACCUGAAGAGGAAGAUCGGCUACUUUGUCAUCCAGACCUACAUGCCGUGCUUCAUGACUGUAAUCCUGUCGCAGGUUUCCUUUUGGCUCAACCGAGAGUCCGUACCAGCAAGAACAGUCUUUGGUGUGACCACAGUGCUCACCAUGACCACUCUAAGCAUCAGCGCUCGAAACUCCCUUCCUAAAGUGGCUUACGCUACUGCCAUGGACUGGUUCAUUGCAGUGUGCUAUGCUUUUGUCUUUUCUGCCCUCAUUGAAUUUGCCACAGUGAAUUAUUUUACCAAAAGGAGCUGGGCCUGGGAUGGGAAAAAAGCAAUGGAGGCCCAACAGCCCAAGAAAAAAGAUCCUUUAGCUCUGUCAAAAAAGCCAAACAACACCUGCUCAACUAGUGUGAAUUAUGCAGCCAACCUCACAAAGGAUGCAUCCAUCUCCACCAUCUCAAACAGCACAGCUGUUCAGCUCAAACCGUCUGAAGCCAAGGCCCCAGAACCCAAAAAGACUUACAACAGUGUGAGCAAGAUUGACAAGAUGUCCAGGAUCGUGUUCCCCGUGCUGUUUGGGACCUUCAACCUGGUGUACUGGGCUACGUAUCUCAAUAGGGAACCGGGGAUCAAAACAGAUAAGUAAGAAAUAUGAAGAGGGCCAUUCAUGCUCCUGAAAACAACUGGAACCCAAUCAAAAACAAUGCCAAGCAUUUAGUCCUUGUAUCAUAGAUGUGUUUUUUAUUUAUUUUGUUUUUAAGUCAAUUUGAGGACAUUGCAUGUGUGUUGCUUCAGGACAGUGUUGCCAUGUUUGCACUGAGUUUGUACAUGUAUGAUUAACAACCUAAAUUAAUUAGAUUAAUUAAUCAAAUCAUUUAGAACUAAGUUACUGAUUCAUUUAUUACUAAGUAUGUUAGAAUUUUAGCAUUUGGCAUUCAUAUUUUUUGUUAAGUCUCCAGUAUUUGAUAGUACAGCAAGGCCAAAUGCUAUGCAAAACAACAUUUUUACAGUGCUGUUACUGAAAAUCGGCUUUCACCUUUGUAACCCUUACGUUGUACAGUAGAAAUGGGCUGGAGGUCCAGGAAUGUUUGGCUGGACCCAGGCACAUGGAACUUUGCUUCUUUGUUGAAAGCAGACAAAUAGCCAUGCUAAAUGUGUUGCCUUCAGAGUGUGACAACUCAUUAUGAAUGCACUGAAUUUGCAAUUUCUUUUUUAUUCGAAAGCCAGGUCUAUCUUUGAUUUAAUUGUAGACCACUGUUGAUCAUUUUGCAACUUUGAUUUAGAAUAGCCAGCUCUCAUUUCAGUAAAUUUUCUAAUCUGUGUUUCUGUUUUUAUUUUAAAAGAUUACACAGGGACGUAUUUGAAGCUUAAGUAAUGUUGGCAGCUUCUGUCACCUGGUUAAGAAUCCUAUAUGUAAGAAUGGCGGUAGUUUAAGGAACUUGUAUAUACGUCCUGCUUUUAGAACAAUGCCACAAAGCCAGUAAGGUUAGCUUCAAUGUAAUGCAUAUACUGCUGCAAUGUAACACUAGUCUAGUGCUUUAUAGAGAAAUGAGCAAAGUAGUUUGAGCUUUAGUAAUUUUAAUUGAGUAUACAAAACUGUUUAAAAAUAUGAUUUUUAUUCAUUAUUUUUUAGGUAAGUCUGUUGUUUCUGUAAGCUUUGAUUACAACAUACAGAUAUAAUCUUGCUUUGCACAUAGUCACUUUUUUCCACAAAGAUAACAAACUGACUUGAGUAUAAGUAGUUAGAGACAAAAAGUCAAAAUCAUAAAAUUAUUGCAUCAGUACUAUUUUAAAAUCACAUUGUGUUGAUUAUUUUUAACUAAUAUACUUAGUUUUUCAUUAGCGUAAUGAUAAUAAGAUAAAGCCAGAUCUCAGCAUACAGCUAGCUUGGCUACGCUUAGCUUAGCUUGUCUUAGCUUAGUUUAGCGUAGCCUAACUUAGCUUUGUUGGUUUUAGCUUAGCCUAGUUUAGCAUACAGACCAGAAACUAGGUAAAAAACUUGCUCUGGAAGUUACUGUUCUUCCAUUUCAUAUGUUUUAGCUCUCACUCACAUUUUAAUGCAGGUGCCUAAACAAACUUUUAAGGUCUUUGUUUUAAAAAAUAAACCAGAAAAAGAAAUUUGCACGCAAACAUGAUUUGAAACAUUUGCUUGAUAGUUCACAUGAAACAGCAUACAGUAUGCUAUUUCAUUUCUCACAUUUAAUAAAAUAUUAUAUUGUCACAUCAUUGCUGUUGCAAUUGAAAGUUUGAGCUGGUGUGUUUGGGUUUCCAUGCAUCACAGAGGUGUGUGCGCCUCAGAAACCAGUGCUCAACCAGGUUUGCUCAGCAGAGCCACACUCGCUCCAAAACAAAGCAGUUAAAUUUACAAAUCAGUUAAAAGGCUCCUUUCCAAGAAAAGAAGAUAACUUGAAUAUUAUUAAAUAGGAAAUCCACUGUUACUGUCAUGCUGCUGAUAUUAAAGGGGGCAGAAGCACAAUAGCCAUCAAAACUAACCACAAAAUGGCAUUUUAUAAUAAAGUUAUAUCAUAAAUAAGAAAUAAUAAUCUAAAGUUAAUAAUCUAAAGUUGAUUCAAAUGGUUUUUUUUUUAUAUAAAUUAAGGAAAUUACAAUCUUGUGCCUGCAAAAAUGGUUGUGCAUCCUAGAUGUACUCACAUCCAGUAAUGUUUGUAUGUAAGAAACCCAUUUAUGUGCUCUGGUGUAGCAACAAGUUGCAACACAAUCAUUUAGGUGUUGGUUAUUUAUUUGUAAGGCACUGAUUUUGUGGAAUUAAUAUUAUUUUUAACAUUUGGACAAGUUUACCGUUUACGUCUUUAUGCUAUGCUAAGCUAAGCUAAUCCACCUCUAGCUUCAUGUCUCAUAAGCCGUUUUCAUACAUGAACACCAGAAGUUUUUUUGAAAGAAAGUUUGGACACUUUUGUCAGGUCUUUUUCUGCAGUUGCUGUUCACAUUAACUCAGCACAACAGGAGGUUUCAUGAGGUGAAGGUUUUUCUUUACAACAUGUCUAGAAGCAUGUAGCAGAUGGCAGAUAAGGCUCUUAUUUUGUUCAUAUUAGUAUUAAAUGUACAUGUAUGUAACUGCAGCAGCAGGUGAGUAGCAAGCAGCAAACAUUUCAGCAGAAAGGACAAAACUCACCAGCACACACAGAUUCACAGCAAUUGCUCCAGUGUGAUACAGUGUUUUAACCGCUGUUGAUCUGGAGAUUUUACUGGGUGGAAAAGCUUUGCAAAAAGUCUUUGUUAUUUUUACAUCUUUAGAACAUUUCAGAACUCCAGUGCAUGUGUGAAAGCAGCUUUACAGAGAUGUGAGUGUAAAACUGUGUUGCCAUUUUCCAAAUAAGUGUAAUUUAUUUAACUAAAUAAUGUCAAACUAAUGCCUUUCAGGUGGUCGUAUAAAUUAAAUCUUUGUACAUCUUUUUACACACCACUUCCUUCAAAGUUAUCAUGUGAUGUUACGCCUGCUUCACCUGCCACUCUUGAAUAAGUUGUGUCGUGUUCUUACACUUCAGUGAAUUAUAGCUACUGGCUGUGCUUUAAAAUGAAAUAUCUGAAGCAAUAAAUAAUGCUCAUAUGAAUGAUAA
Molecule: messenger RNA, 4671 nt
Organism: Melanotaenia boesemani (Boeseman's rainbowfish)
Lineage: Eukaryota; Metazoa; Chordata; Actinopteri; Atheriniformes; Melanotaeniidae
Gene: gabra5
Product: gamma-aminobutyric acid type A receptor subunit alpha5
Exons: 10
Coding region: 360-1739 (459 amino acids)
Biological process (GO): regulation of postsynaptic membrane potential; monoatomic ion transmembrane transport; synaptic transmission, GABAergic
Cellular component (GO): dendrite membrane; postsynapse; neuron projection
Molecular function (GO): transmitter-gated monoatomic ion channel activity involved in regulation of postsynaptic membrane potential; inhibitory extracellular ligand-gated monoatomic ion channel activity; GABA-A receptor activity
Source: RefSeq, a predicted model, not a curated record